AUGGAUGCUAUAUCUGAUACUGUAUUCACUGAUUUAACGGUUAAUAGUUCAUCUAGCGAUGAUCCGUCAUUACUUACAGUAGUGCUUGACAUAUCGCCUAAGGGUUGGUUUAAAUUAAAGGAUAGAAUGACGAUUCAGGAAGCCACUAAAUAUUUGUUAGUAUUUUUAAACGCACAUUUGUCUCUCAAUAAUUCAAACAAAGUUGCAUUUAUAGCCAGUGGUCCUAGUCACUCCAAAUUUUUGUACCCUAAUCCUGAAAAGAAUUAUGACGAAGUAGUAGGAGCAAAAGAAAAUGAUGGGAACAGCUCAGUUGGACAAAGUGAAGAUGGAAGAAAAAAGCUGAAACCAGAGUUGAUCAACAAGGAUAUGUAUCGACAAUUCAGGAUAGUGGAUGAGGCAGUGUUGGAGGAAUUGAAUGAAUGCCUAGAGGAAAUUGGUGAUAAAAUUACCGAAGACACACUGUCUACUUUAUCUGGUGCUAUAAGCAUGGCACUUACAUACACUAACAGAAUACUUAGAGUAGAUCUGUCUAUUUCGACGUCCACGGCUUCUGCAAUAAGCUCCACGGCACAUAUGACAGCCUCUGGCUCCUCUGACUUAGUAGUACCUAAUGCGACUACAAGCUCUUUGACCUCCAUGAAAUCAAGAUUACUUAUAGUCACUACAAGAGAUGAUGACAACUUAAGAUAUAUUCCCAUCAUGAACUCUAUCUUUGCUGCUCAAAAAAUGAGACUAUCUAUAGAUGUUGCAAAUUUAGGAAGCAAAAGUUCCUCUUAUUUACAACAGGCUGCUGAUGCUACCAAUGGAGUAUACUUGCAUAUCAGUGACCCUCAAGGAUUAAUUCAAAUAUUAUCCACCGCAUUCUUUAUCGAGCCUUCAAUAAGACCGUUGAUAAUACUACCUACCAAUUCAAAUGUCAAUUACAGAGCAAGCUGUUUUAUUACCGGAAAAUCGGUCGACUUGGGUUAUGUAUGUUCUGUGUGUCUCUGUAUAAUGAGUAUCAUUCCAGAAAAUGAUAUGUGCCCAACUUGUGGCUUAAAAUUUGACGCCAAAGUUCUCGAGCAAUUGAGAAGGGGUCCCUCAUUUCUUGGAAAGAGAAGAAAACUAGACUCAACUGCCGCUGCAUAA
Priceomyces carsonii is the source of this 1128-nucleotide messenger RNA. Its product is annotated as TFIIH/NER complex subunit. Gene Ontology annotation, cellular component: transcription factor TFIIH core complex; transcription factor TFIIH holo complex. The record is from RefSeq and is a predicted model, not a curated record. Bases 1 to 1128 code for a protein of 375 amino acids. The transcript has a single exon. NCBI's taxonomy places the organism in Eukaryota, Fungi, Ascomycota, Pichiomycetes, Serinales, Debaryomycetaceae. Gene Ontology annotation, biological process: regulation of DNA-templated transcription; nucleotide-excision repair.